UGACAUCUUUACCUUUUCUCUUAUCCAUUCUCAAACGCCAAAUGCUUUUAAAUUUUAACUUGAAAGUGGCUAUUAGUUUGUAUUUUAUUGCUAUCGUGAAUGCAAUUACCACUGAUCAAGAGAAGCUUACCAAACAGUUUCCAUACACUGAUGAUCCUUUUUUUAUACCCCCUUCACAUUAUACAAAUGCUACACCCGGGACUAUACUCCGUAUCCGUGCUUCACCAAUUAAACUAGCCGCUUUUGCUAAAUAUCCUCAAAAUAUACAUGGUUCUUGGCAAAUCCUUUUUCGAACGACUGAUAGUUUUGGAGCUCCCGAUGUAGGCGUGACAACACUUAUGGCACCUCAUAAUGCAGACAACAAAAAACUUGUAUCCUUCCAUAUCAUCAACGAUGCAGUCAACGACAUGUGUGCAGCAUCAGCUAUAUUGGAAUUAGGAGCAAAAGCACACAACUUUUUGACUCAACCUGAAAUUGUGAAUAUAGAUCAAAUGCUUCAUCAUGGAUGGUAUGUUAGCAUACCAAAUUAUGCAGGGUCACAAAAUAUGUAUACAGUUGGAUUGAUGGUGGCUCAUGGUGUAUUGGAUUCGCUUCGGUCUGUUGUAGCAAGUGGAAAUAUAACGGGAAUGUCUCCUGAUGCUGAAAUACAAAUGUUUGGUUAUUCUGGUGGUGCUAUGGCUUCUGGUUGGGCUGCUCAAGAACAAGUGACUUAUGCUCCUGAACUCAAUAUUAUUGGAUCUGCUAUGGGUGGGACACCAAGGUCAUUGAAUGCAACCAUCAAUGCUGUCAAUAAAGGAUUAUACUCUGGAUUGAUUCUUACUGGAAUUACGGCCCUGGCUCGACAAUACCCUGAACUAUAUACUCAUAUGCAAGAAAUUGUACGUCCUGAACAUUGGAAUGACUUUGUACAAUCAGAUCAAUAUUGUUUAGAGGGACUGGUGGCUCGAUAUGCUUUUUUGAAUGUGGCUGAUUAUAUGAAGACGAAGUAUUAUUUGGAUAGUCCUAUGGCAAAGAAGAUCAUGAAUGCUAAUGAUCUGGGAAACGGAUCCAUACCUACGAUUUCUAUGUAUAUGUUCCAUUCUUUACAAGAUGAUGUGGUGCCUUUUGAUUCCUUCUAUCCUCUAUAUGAAAGAUGGUGUGCUGGUGGUGCUAAUAUCAUGCUUACCAAGGAAAGAUAUGGGAUUCAUACUAGUACUUAUUCAACAGGAUUUCCAGCUGCACUCAACUAUAUGAUCGACACUUUUGAUGGCAAACGACUUUCGCCUGGAUGCACCUCGAGAACAACUGUCAGUUCAUUAAUCAAUAAACGUGCUUGGGGAACAUUUAGAAAGAUAUUCCGGGAUGCUCGCAGGUUUAUACAUGGGGCAAAGAUUGGACCAAAUACUUGAUAUAGAUUAGUCUUUUUUUUAUUCUUAUUAUUCUUAUUGGUGAUUGUAGUUUAGAUAUUUAGUUUUAUACAAAUAAAUCUUCCUUUAUCAUUC
This is a messenger RNA of Halteromyces radiatus, 1481 nucleotides long. RefSeq names its product secretory lipase-domain-containing protein. The record is from RefSeq and is a predicted model, not a curated record. Gene Ontology annotation, biological process: lipid catabolic process. The coding region runs from base 42 to 1388 and encodes 448 amino acids. The transcript has 2 exons. Gene Ontology annotation, molecular function: triacylglycerol lipase activity. Lineage: Eukaryota; Fungi; Mucoromycota; Mucoromycetes; Mucorales; Cunninghamellaceae.